GCUGGCCUUCCACGGGGUGCCGGACGAGGCGCCUGGCCUCCGGGCCACUGUGUGGAAGGUCCUCCUCGGGGUCUCUGAGCCAAGCCAGGGCGCCGAGGCUUGGUCUGCUGCAGCGGCCGGGCGGAGGGAGACGUACGAUGCGUUCCUGGAUGAGUUCAACAUCACCCAUCUCUCACCAGAAGCCAUUCGGGGGAGACCGGCUUGGCCACCGCCGCCGCCCUCGACGCCAUGUACUCGACGGGCACAAAGGCAGACGCAAAGGCGGGCGCAAAGGCCGUCGGAUCGAGCACUGGCGUCAAAGUUGAGGCGUUUGGAUUGGACGCCGGGGCUGCGGCGGAUGGAGCAGGAGAGACCAAGAAGAGGCGCAAGAAGGGAAGGAAGGGUAAGCGCAAGCUGCCGCCGUGCCCGGGAGGGAGUUCCGGGCUGGUGGCUGAGCCGGUGAGUCUGCUCGACGCCGCUGAGGCUGUCGAUGACCAUCCGCUCUCGCUAGCGGCCGGAUCCAAGUUCAAGGCUGCCCACGAGAACUCGGCCAUGUCAACAGAGAUUCUCAAGGACAUUGCACGGACGUGUCCGGAACUGGCCUUCUUCCAGGCCCACGAGCCGGUCAACCACUACGCAGCGCUCCACGCCAUCCUGCUUGUGUAUGCGCGGCUCAAUCCCGGGAUCGGGUAUGUGCAGGGUAUGAACGAGCUUGUGGCGCUUCUGUACUACGUCUGCUUCCACGAGCAGCCGAACCAGCCGCGGCUGGUCGAGUCGGACACGUUCUUCUGCUUUAUGGCGCUGAUGGGCGAGAUCCGCGACAACUUUUGCCAGUCGCUCGACUCGACCGACUCGGGUGUCGUCUCGCACUGCCACGCGCUGCACGCCGCGCUCGCCGCAGCCGAUCCGAUUCUCUCGCAGCAUCUCGACGACAUGGGCCUCAACCCGCAGUUUUACGCCUUUCGCUGGCUCACGCUCCUCCUCUCACAAGAGUUUGACUUUCCGGACGUCCUCCGGCUAUGGGACUCGCUCUUUGCCGACCCGCUACGCUUCGAGUUUAUGGAGCACUUUGCUUCGGCCAUGGUCCUUGCGCUCCGCCCGAUCCUGCUCGAGCCAGCCACCGACUUUGCCUUUGCGCUUCAGAUGCUGCAAAACUACCCACGCGACGUCCCGUUUGCACACGUCUUUGCCCUCGCUGUUCAGCUCCGCGACGGCAUGUACGAGCCACCGGCCCCCUCCUCGCCCCGCGGCAACACCUCGCUUUUGGCCGCAGCCGCCGAUGCCGCCGCCUCGGCCUCGCCGGCCCUCGCCGCCUUCUUCACCCGGGCCCGCGAUCGCAUCUCGUCCGCCGUAGCCUCGGCCAUACCCGAACGUGACCAAUAGCACCAUCGCGCCGCUCCUCAGUUACCUCCUAGGUGCAUGCUGUCAAGCAGUGGCCAUACCCCGCCCCACAUCACUACCGAUGCCCCCCGUACCCCACCCACAUUGCCCACAUCAACCACUACCAAUGCCCCC
Molecule: messenger RNA, 1494 nt
Organism: Thecamonas trahens ATCC 50062
Lineage: Eukaryota; Apusomonadida; Apusomonadidae
Product: RabGAP/TBC protein
Exons: 1
Coding region: 229-1362 (377 amino acids)
Biological process (GO): activation of GTPase activity; intracellular protein transport
Molecular function (GO): GTPase activator activity
Source: RefSeq, a predicted model, not a curated record